GAAGCCGUCCUGCUUCCUGUCGCCGCGUGAUGACGUCAGCCGGCUCCGUGCAUUGUUUUGACUCGGAAUAUUUUUCUCUGUAAAAUUCCUGAGAAAUCGUGCGAAAAACACGUUAAAGACCCAAUUUUGCACGUGAUUCCACCUUCAGAACAAAAGACAGGUCAGAGGUCAUGGAGGAGCAGAGCGGGUCACCGGGGGGCAACACAGACAACAGCAGCCAGCGUAACGGAGAGGAGAAACCUCGCAGGAGCAGCUGGACCAAAGGCAGGAGGAGGAAGAAGCCACUGAAGGACAGUAACGCCCCCAAAGCCCCGUUAACAGGAUACGUGCGCUUCAUGAACGAGCGCCGCGAGCAGCUGCGGGCGGAAAGACCAGACGUGCCUUUCCCAGAGAUCACCAGGAUGCUCGGGAACGAGUGGAGCAAACUGCCCCCGGAAGAGAAACAGCGGUAUCUGGAUGAAGCGGACCGAGAUAAAGAGCGCUACAUGAGAGAACUGGAGCAGUAUCAGAAGACCGAAGCCUAUAAACACUUCAGCAGGAAAGUGCAAGAGAAACAAAAAGGAAAGAGACACAGGGGAGAUGCUGGACGGCAGGCACCUGGUGAAUCCCUUCAUGAGAAGGAUCUGGAGAUAAAGGAUCGCUCUGUGUUUGAUAUUCCCAUCUUCACUGAAGAGUUUCUCAAUCACAGUAAAGCGCGCGAGGCUGAAAUGCGUCAGCUGAGAAAGACGAACAUGGAGUAUGAGGAGCGAAACGCAGCGCUGCAGAAGCAUGUGGAGAGCAUGCGCUCCGCCGUGGAGCGUCUGGAAGGAGACGUGCUGCAGGAACGCACGCGAAACAGCCUCCUUCAGCAACACCUGGACACCCUGCGCUCGGCCCUCACACACAGCUUCUGUACUGUCCCCCUGCCCGGCAGCGGAGAGACGCCCACACUCAAUUCCAUCGACUCCUACAUGAAGAAGCUUCACAGCAUCAUCCUGUCCAGCCCACAGGAGCACCAGCACCUGAUCGGCACCGUCAGGGACGUGGUCAACCGCCUGGACAGGUAAUUGUGAGGCCCCGCCCCCUCUCGUGCAGUAGCCCCUCCUCCUAUCCUGCGAUGACCACGUUUUUUGUGUCGAGCAAUUAAUCAGUUGCUUCCUAUUUAUUUUUUUACAAUGCUGUUUUUAUCUGCUCAUUUUUAUUUUUUUAUUUUAGCACUUCACGUUUGCCAUGCAUUUAUGCGCGUUAUUAAAAUGUAAAAACGUUAUUUUAGAAGGGUUGUGGUUUCAUCUGCAUGUAUACAUGUUAUUUUGAUUUUAAGCUGAAUUUUAUACUUGUAAUUUCUUUCAUAUUAUGUGAGAAAGUGCGAUGUUGUGUUCGUGUGAAUAGAGGCAGGUUCAUCUGUAGCUGGAGUUACUGAAUUCCCUCUAUGGUCUUGACAUUUGAAGAAUUCAAUAAAGCAAAUGUGUGAAGACAUUGA
Rhinichthys klamathensis goyatoka is the source of this 1459-nucleotide messenger RNA. RefSeq names its product high mobility group 20A (gene hmg20a). Gene Ontology annotation, cellular component: nucleus. The record is from RefSeq and is a predicted model, not a curated record. The transcript is spliced from 9 exons. Gene Ontology annotation, biological process: regulation of gene expression. NCBI's taxonomy places the organism in Eukaryota, Metazoa, Chordata, Actinopteri, Cypriniformes, Leuciscidae. Bases 171 to 1046 code for a protein of 291 amino acids.